CUCAUUUGCUUGUCUACGAGGUACUAAACAUCUCUAAAGCGUCGAAAAGGACGACGGUGGCUAUCCUUCUCGCUUCCAGCCUUAUACUUCUAGUGGCAAAGACACAUCCAUUGGCCUCCGGAUUCUCAGGGUCGCCUCAGGCUUGCAUACGGGCCGACAACCGUCACACCGAGCUAGAACGCCAAUCCUCCCACUACUACUUGGCCUUCUCGCAUUUCGCCUCCGUGUUGACGCACAGGCCUUUUCUCCCUUUCGGAUCGCUUCCAGUCUCGCUCAACUUAAGCCAACCACUCGCUACAGACUGCUGCACGUCAAGUAUCACAGCAUCACAGCCCACCCACAAUCCGCUGCGUGUUCCCAUUCGUCGCAAGAAAACAAACCUAUCACCUGUGCGCUGAUUGGUUUCUGGUGGGCAUCGAAGAACUAUUAAGAAGCUACCCUCUCUCCCCAUGCUCGUUGAAGGAGCCCAGCGUCUUUUAGGGCUGCUCGGUGCACAUUGGCCUUGCCUUUGUGCUUUGCUUCUGAUCUUGUCCUCAUGGAGACCGUCUUCAUUACCAUCCACGAUCUAUCCCAGGAUGCCCGAAUCAGGUAUUGUUCCGACUCGGUCGAGGACAUACUGGGCUACUUUCCCCACGAGGUGACGGGGAGAUCAUGCUGGGACUACUUCCACCCAGACGAGAUCCCCUUCGCCAGGGCUGUCCACGACCGUGGCAUCAGUCUUGACAAGGCGGCUGUUAUGAACUAUUGCCGCAUCAAGCAUAAGGAUGGUCACUGGGUUGGUUGUGAAUGCGUCUUUACUGUUGUUCACGAUGUCCUUGUGGCCAGUACUGCCAUCUAUCGCCGCGGUCCAAAGGCAAGACAGAGAGCACUCGACGGGGCCGGUAUCCGGCGAAUCUUCUCCUCUUCUCCUCGAGAUCCCAGGUACCACAUGUUAUCAUAUCUGUCCAACAAGUUCUACGACGAACCGGCUGCUCAUACUCCAGAGCCGAGGGCAGCGCUCUUCCUCAACCGCUUCUCACGCACCUCCACCGUCAUGUUCGCCACAAACGGCGUCGCCGCGAUCCUGGGCCUUCAGCCGUCAGAUCUGGUGGGAAAGAGCUUCUACCAUUGCAUUGACCGGGCGUGUCUUCAAGACGCCGUCAAAUGUAUUGAAAGCGCCAAAGCUAACGACUCAAUCGCCUACCUGCGAUUCUGGUACCACAACCCUCAACAGGAAAAUGACCGAGCUGAUGGCGAACCCUUUGGUGACGAGAGCGAUGAAGACGACGACGGUGGUGUUCCGCUGGGGACUGGCACGCGUUCCGGUUCUAGUGUCUCGAUGGGGGAUGCUUCAACUCCCCGCCAGAUUGAAGAUACCACCAAUGUCACCGAUCAUCAGGCGUCGAGCCCUCCUGGACAAGCCUCCACUUCUCAGAUCGACGGGGCUCUACAGGAGCCUGGAACCGACACACAGAAUGUUCAAGUGAACGGCCAUGAUGACAGUCUUGCACCUUCCACGGGCGCCAACCUCAACAAUCAACCAUCCGCUUCCAAUGCGAGCACCGAUCUCGUUAUCGGCGAGCAUCAGGCGGGGUCUGACCAAGGAGCCUCUCAGACCUCAGCUCCACUGCAGACUGACCCAGGAGCCACCAAUGGAGGACGACUGGAGCUUGAAGCCGUAGUUUCCUGCACUUCGGAUGGACUUGUUGUCAUCCUCCGCCGUGCGAAACCGUUGGUUCCACAUACACUUGGAGCGACGGAGGCUCCAUAUUACGCCAACGGGCUGUUUGCGUCGCCCUGGGCACCCGAACCAGUCAUGCCUCCUACCAUACAACAAACGACCGUGGCUCCCGCUACCUCUUUCCCAAUGACGGACUCGUCCGAGUCUGGGUUCAUGGCUGCCAUUCGGGAAGUUGCGGUCUUUGCUUGGUCACUCACAGGGAUCAAUGGUUCUGUCGCGCAGUAUGCUCGGGGUAAAGCAUCUCCAGAGGCAUUACCACCAGAUGGUCUACCUAUCUGGGACCCUAACGCUGAUGUUGACCCGAAGGCCAAUGAAUUAUACAACGGCUUCUUGGGCAGCGCGCAUCGCCCAUUUGCGGACUCUGGUGAGUCCAGCGUUACAAAGAAAGACGACGACUUGGGCAGCAGCGAUGACGAAGUACUCUGGAAGAGAGCACCAACAAUGACGCAAUGGAGACGACCCAAGAGAAGAGCCCAUCAAGACGCUUUUGGAGCGGAAGGGAACGAUGGAGUGGAUGGCGGGAAUGAAGAUGGCAGGAGAAAGAAAGCCACCAAAUCGCAUUCCAGCUCCGUGCCGAGUUCAGGUUCCGGAGCAGCAUCUGCUGCAGGUUCUUCUUCUGGCUCGACCUGAUAGAGCCUGCUCUCGGUUUUUGCAUCAGAUUGCGUGUGGAAAGGCGGUGCCUGCGAUAUCGUUCCUUGAAGCGGGCAAGCCAGUCGAAUAUCUGGGUAUACAUUCAUUGACUAGGACACUUAUGAUCCGACGAAAUUGAUAGUUAUAACGUGCCUCUUAUGAAUUA
Molecule: messenger RNA, 2516 nt
Organism: Cladophialophora immunda
Lineage: Eukaryota; Fungi; Ascomycota; Eurotiomycetes; Chaetothyriales; Herpotrichiellaceae
Exons: 3
Coding region: 536-2350 (604 amino acids)
Molecular function (GO): DNA-binding transcription factor activity, RNA polymerase II-specific; protein binding; RNA polymerase II transcription regulatory region sequence-specific DNA binding
Source: RefSeq, a predicted model, not a curated record